Macrosiphum euphorbiae (potato aphid) is the source of this 516-nucleotide messenger RNA. NCBI's taxonomy places the organism in Eukaryota, Metazoa, Arthropoda, Insecta, Hemiptera, Aphididae. The record is from the annotation of a GenBank genome assembly.
AUGGAAAAAUUAACUACAAAAUUAAAAAAUAAAAAAGAUGAUUUUUUUUCACCAAGUGAUAUCGAAGCAUUACUUGUUCAUCUAGAAGAAAGUGGUGAAAUAAUUAAAUCAGAGUUUAAAGAAACGUGUACUAAAUUUUAUGACUUAUGCAUAAAUUAUAUAACAGAUUGGACUGCUUCAAACCAACAUAUACCAGAAUUAAAUUCAUUAACAUGGGUUUGUUUGUCAAACAAAGAUGAAAUAAAUUGGUCCAACAUAAAACCAUCUAUUUCUUUUCUAAAAUUAAAUUUUAAUAUUACUUUAAACGAGGAAGAACUGUAUGAACAAUUUAAAAUGUUUGAACAAUUUUUAAGAAAUAAAACCGAUGAAUGGCAAUGCAAAACAUCUGAAGAAAAAUGGCUGUCAAUUUUUAAAUCAUUUAAAGAGAAUAAUAUUGAUUAUUCUAUGUUAUUAAAAAUUGUAGAAUUUGCAUUUGCAUUGCCUGGAUCUAACGCUGCAGUGGAGAGAAUAUUUUGA